AUGACUGCGCACGCGCCCGCGCUCCCAGGCAUCCUGGAUCCCCUCAGUUCCUCAACACUGAACAAACUCCACGAGACAGUCCAACCGCCGAGCAAGAAGCGGAAAUUCGUGCCUAAUAGUGCUGGUAAUUCUGCGGGUCAGCUUGCCACCACAUCGAUCGUUAUUCGCGCCCAUGCAGCAUCAUUAUCAGACAAUCCCCUAGUUCUCGACCCGAUUGUCGCUCUUCCCCGAUCUCGAUUCCCGCUUUCCUGGAUUGACGACGCGUCGUCUUCACGCCGCUCAGAUGUACAACCUGGCGGAGGUCUUUUUGUCGCUGAUAUCCCCGCGCUGGAAAAUGACCUCCGACCAAGCUUAAUGACAGGCGCGGAACAGACGGUCCUUGUGGUGCGGCUUGUGAGGUGGGUCCAUGAGGGUGAUAUUGUUGUUGCGGCGAAGGGGUGGCAGGGCAACGAGGAUAUCGAUAUGGAUAUGGAUAUGGAGUCUGAUGGAGAGAGUGAAGAUUGCGCUCUUCCGGACCCGCUUAAUUGGUGGCAGGCUGCUCAGAUCGAGGAGCCCUUGUCAGAUCUAGGGCUGGGGGAUGAGUUUGCUGGGCUAAGGGUUGAUAUGGUCUUUGGCCAGUCCGAGACUGAGAUUGUCGAAGGAUCUUCGUUCGUGGAUGAUAUUGCGUCUCGCAGUUUCUCUCGUGGCCAGUCCCUUGUGCAGCCCUCGCAGAGUAUUAAUACCGACGAUGUCUUCUAUACGCCCUUGGAUUCACAGAUAAAUCCCGAGGCAAUGGAUGUUGACCGUGCUGUUGAUCAUACCGAGGGUGAAGCGAAGCAAACACCAGCCGAGCUGCUUGAAGGAAUGAGAGACCACUAUCUGCAGGCUCUUUACAUUUCCAAGACAUCCCUGGCCUACUUUGCGAAAGGCCCUCUCACGCGCUGCCGAACUGCCUUUCAAGCGUCUACUAUCGAAGCUUCCCACUCGCCUACCGAUCUUAUAGACUUUUACCGAGAAGCUAUCCUUGCCGCCAAGAAGAUGGAUUUGAAGUUCCGAGAAGCUGUUCCAGCUGCCAUGCGUGAUGCGGUGCUGGCCAUAUCUGAUAACGAGACAUCUAAGAAACGAAAGAGCAAGAAGAAAAAGCUCAGCAAGAAUGGCCUAUAUCCCGGAGAGGAUAGCUUUAUUCAUAAAUGGUGGAAGGAUCGCAGCACAGCAGAAUUCUCCACACAUGAAGGAGCUCGAGAAGCAGAGACAAAGAAGCAAAUUUCUGAUCUACGACUUCGGGAAACGCAAUUGCAGAUUUUACUCAUUCUGGAGGUCUUGUCUUUGGAAUCUGCACCUAACGAGGCUAAAUGCAAGCCACAAGAUGGGGAGACGGAAGCAGCCAGCGAAGAGAAGGACGCUUCUAAGAAAACAAAGUCUAAAAAGGCACAAGACCUCAACGUGAUUCUUGAAUUACAUCUUGACCGCCUGUGCAUCUGGCAUGCUGUUAGUAUGGAGGAGUCUACUGGCGUGGAAUCGGCCAAGGCAUCCUCUUUUAGCGAGAACCACAUGUCCGGCAAGAAGGUAGAGAGUGAUGCGGUUCGCGACUUUUGCACCGAAGUCAUCAUUCCUUUCUAUGCAUCACGUCUACCUGACAAGUGUAAGCUUAUCACACGGAAAUUCGGAGUCUCUGGUGGAAUCUCCCCGGCUGCCAAGAAGGCUCCGAGUAAAAGCCGCGUGGAAGCUGGCGCAGAAGUCAAGCGCCAACAGCCAGCACCGAAACCUCGGCGCUCUUUGCAACGGGUACUUACAGAUGAGAAGGCUGCUGCAUCUCGGAAUGGACCCCCAUCAUUGCAUCGAUCGAAGACGGCUCCGUCGAAGCAAGAAUUGAAUCGUGACUCAAUGGAGCCUCUUCUGCCUCACCACCUGAGCGCUAGCGUCCGAGGUGGCAUUCAACAGGCGAAACGUCGAGAUAACCGCGAAGUUGAUCUCAAUGCUGCUGCACGCCAACACGAGACCAAAUUGCGCAAGGUGCAGAUGCUUGUUGACCAAAAGAAGGAACUCGAUGCUGCCAUCAAUGCGCUACGCAAACCAAACCGUGAGCUUGUGGCAAAGGAUAUUGCUGAGGACGCCGUUAAAAGAGUUCCCACCGGUGGCAGCGCACGCAAAUCGAAGAACCCUGUUCGCAAUCCAUUCGGCGAGGGAGUCCAGGUCAUGGCUACACCUCGUGGAAAUCGGAAGAGAGAUGCAGUAGUCGGUAUGCCACCACUGCCUCGCAGUCUCGUGUCGUCUCGCUCCUUCGCGGGUGAAAUUCCGGAACAAUCACUAGAACAAUCCCCUGUGAUGAUACCUUCUUCAAGUCGACGAGCCACUUCAUUCUCAGGUCCCGAUUCGAACCUGUUCAGUUCCCGCCGCACAACAACUACCAGUGGCAUCAAGCGACCCGCUCCAUCGGCCGAACUUGGUUCUAUACAAGAAACGCCCACCCGACCCUCUUCCAAACUCUUCUUCGCCGGCGAUAAGAGUGCGGGUGCAACAGAUCCGGACGAUCUACUCUCAAAAUCAAACAGAGGCAAAGGCUUAUUCCGGGUGCCUAAUCUCCCAGCACCUCGUUCCACCGCCGGCGAUCUCACAGCAGAGCCAAUGGCACCGUCAACGCCAAUUUCAUCACGACACCAAAGUGCAAAUCCGUCAUUCGUCCCAGGAUCAUCACCAUUGAUGGCCGACUCAAUUCCAAAUAAUCACCCUUCGGGCGGAAUCAUGGAAACGCCUCCGCGAAAACAGAGCACCCCCUUAAUAUCUUCUCGUUCAGUUCCAUUUCAAAUGCCCAUUCAAACUCUCUCCACGAAACGCACUCGGGCACCAUCUCCCCCCGCCAUUACGAGUACACCAGUCAAGGGAGCUUCUACUGUGCCAGUUACGCCAGAGAAGUCUCAAUCAAAAUCCAUAUACGAACAGUUGGGCUGGGAUGAUGACGAUAUGGAUUUGUGA
Molecule: messenger RNA, 2952 nt
Organism: Penicillium manginii
Lineage: Eukaryota; Fungi; Ascomycota; Eurotiomycetes; Eurotiales; Aspergillaceae
Exons: 4
Coding region: 1-2952 (983 amino acids)
Biological process (GO): DNA replication initiation
Cellular component (GO): DNA replication preinitiation complex
Source: RefSeq, a predicted model, not a curated record